This is a messenger RNA of Prunus armeniaca (apricot), 540 nucleotides long. The record is from the annotation of a GenBank genome assembly. NCBI's taxonomy places the organism in Eukaryota, Viridiplantae, Streptophyta, Magnoliopsida, Rosales, Rosaceae.
AUGUGGCCAGGCACGGGGGUGCCGAAGGCAACACAAAGCUCGCAUGUUGCAAGGUAUGUGGCUAGGCACAGAGGUGCCGAAGGCAACACAAAGCUUGCGUGUUGCAAGGCAAUGUGGCUAGGCAAUGGAUUGUAUGGGUGCCGAAGGCAAUAUAAAGCUUGCGUGUCGCAGAGCGAUGUGGCUAGGCACGGGGGGUGCCGAAGGCAACACAAAGCUUGCGUGUCGCAAGGCAAUGUGGCUGAGCACGAAGGUGCCGAAGGUAACACAAAGCUUGCACGUCGUAGAGCGAUGUGGCUAGGCAUGAUGGUGCCGAAGACGACACAAGAUGUGGCUAGGCACGAUGGUGCCGGAGGCGACACAAAGCUUGCGUGUCGCAAGGCAAUGUGGUUAGGCAUGAUGGUGCCGAAGGUGACACAAGAUGUGGCUAGGCACGGGUGUGCCGAAGACAACACAAAGCUUGCGUAUCGCAGAGCGAUGUGGCUAGGCACGAUGGUGCAGGAGGCGACACAAAGCUUGGGUGUCGCAAGGCAAUGUGGCUAG